GCGCAGACAAAGCAUUUUUCAAGAAGCGAGCAUCAAAAUUGAAAUUUUAUGCUGUUAAAUGGCUUUCAACCCAGAUGAUACCUUUUCAGAGUUUUUAGAGUUUUGUAAACCUUACUUAGAACAACAGAAAUCUACAGAACUGAUUAAAUUACUGCAGAAAAGAUUUAGUGACUGUCAAGAGAAAUUUAAAAAUUCUUCAGACUUUGCAGAUUUGACUGAAAUUACCUGUGCCAAAAUAGAAAGUGAUAGUAAAAAUAUAUUUAUUCAUCUUAGAGAUUUUCUUGCUGAGUUAAAGUCUAAGCAGAUUGACAAAAAAAGGAAAAGGGAGGCAACUCUUCAUGAUGAAUUUGAUGCCCCAAGUCCUAAAUCUUCUAAAGGAGAGACAAGUGAUGUUGAUAGUGAUGGGGGUUGGAAUAUGUUUAUUAGAAAGACUGCAACUGAUUGCAAAAAAGAUGGAUCAGAAUAUUUAGAACUCAAUAAAACAAAAGAAGUCAUUUCAAAUCAAGAGGAACAAAUGUGUAUAACUAUAGAUGAUAGUGACGAGGAGGACACAGAAAGUAGUGCUGUGAAUUUAACAGUCAAGAAAUUACAAAAUAGUUCAUCCAAACAACCUGACAAAUCCAGUGUUCAAAAAAUAGAUAUGAAAGUACAAAAUCAUGCCAAAAACAACUCUCACACAAAUAAGCUCAAAUUGGUGCAAAGCACUUCAAAGACUCAGGCCAUCAUCACAUCAACUACAAAUUCAUGCAACUCAGGUCUCAUACAAAAGUUACACAAUACUAUUGACAGUUGUUACUCUCCUGCUCAAAGUCAAAAACAACAAAAGCUUGUUACAAAUACACAGUUGACAGAAUCUGAUAAAUCUGUGAACAAAUGUUCAAACAAGAAACCCCUGAAUGACAUUGAAACUAUUGUAUUAGACGAUGAUGAUGAAGAUGAGGAUAAAAUGGAAGAUAGGAAUGAAAUUCAAAACAUAAAAAGGACUGAUAACAAUCUGACUUCAGUAAAUCACGAGAAGACUAUUAGAAACAAAGAAUCUAGUCCUCCAAACACAAAGGUGAAGAAAGUUUGUAAAACUAUAGACACAGUGAAUAAAGCACAAGAUCCUGUUACUACAGAACCAAUAAGAAUACAAAUCAUUGAAAAGGAGACAGAAGUAAAACAAUUAACAGACAAAGAAACAAAUCAUAUUGUGGAGGAAGUUAAAGGUCCUGAACAGAAAACAGACGCAUGCACCCAACAGAAAAUUCAAAGUAGUCCCAAAGUUGAAACUUCAGAGGAAGCAAAAUCAGAAUGUAAGACAGCUGAACUUAUAAAUGAUAACGACGAAAGUCAAAUAUCAGAAGACUGUCAGGUGGUGAUAUCAAAUCAUGUAGAUAAGGCACAGAAAGAAACUAGUGUGAGAGUUACAGAAUUAAAUGUUCAGAAAGCAUCUGGAACAAAGAAGUCUGACAUUCCUGAAGACAAGCCUAUCAGUUCUUUGAUUGAAAGAAAUGAAAAUUCAGAGAGUGAAAACCAAGAGGCAAAAAAAGAAGAGAACGGAACAGGCAUCAGUGAAAUUCCAAAUGAUCAGCAAGUAGCAAAAGAAAUUUGCAAUGAUGAGCAUGCAGCAAAAGAAACUCCAAAUGAUCAGCAUGCAGCAAAAGAAAAUGACAAUGUAGAAAAUGUUGAAGCAGGAAAUGGAUCUGUAGCAAAUGUAGACAAACAAGAUGAACAGAAAGCAGAAAAGACUAAAACGGGUUCAAAAAAACAAAUAGCUAGACUUGAAAAACUACUAGAGGAUUUGAGAAAUAAGAUAGAAGGACUUAAAGAGAAGGAGGUAACCCUUGAUGAAAUGGAUGAUGAGUGUUCUUCAUAUAUUUUGGAAGACAAGUACCAACAAAAGUUUGUCAAAGUAUGGAAAAAAAUAUGUGAACUGAAGAAUAAAUCAGCAGCCACUGGUCGUCCUAUUGAAAGAAGGUUUAAAUAUUCAGGGACACGUUACCCAGAGAUAAACAGGAAGCUGGAGAAAUUUGUCAACAAAAGAAAGGAAUUUCCAGAUUAUCAUGAUGUCAAAGCUGUCAUUACCAAAGUUAAUCAAGACAAAAAGAUUGGUUUAGGAACUACAGCAAUUGAGAGAUUAGCAAGAGAAGCUUUCUUAGAUGUAGGAGAAUCUCUUCAGAAGAGACGACGACAAGAUUUGGCAUACACCUCAGCUGGUCAUGUUAAGGCUGUUGAUAAACUAACAGAAGAUCCUGCUUCAAAUGACCCUGAGCUGAAGAAAAAGUUAAAUGAAAAUAGAAAACAUUACAAAGAGAAAAUGGAACAGGUGAUGAAGAAAUAUUCUGAUAUCGCUACAGCUACUGAACCCGAUGAAGAAGAGAACCAAUCAGAAGAGGAAGAUGAGGAGGAGGAAACCAGUCAGAACAUUGAUGUACCAGAAAUAACUACAAUCCUUGAAGACAGAGGAAGUCCAGUAUUAGAAAUCUUAGAGGAGGUAUCGCCUAUCACAUGUAGGUCACAAGACAGGGAUACAGAUCAUUCUGACAUUGAAAUGGAAACAGGUUCUUUUAUUAUUGAAACUGAUAAUGCUGAAGAAUUUUCUACAGGAACAGACUAUAGUUCAAUCACUGAAGAAAAGACAUCUGGUGAUGAAGAUGCAACAGGAAGUCCAGCGGUAUUAUGGGAAAUUGAUGAAGAUAGUAUCAGUAAGGUUGAAAUUCCUGACAAAUCAGUGUGUUAUGUAGAUUUAGGCAGCCCCGUUCAGAUUCACUCAGCUUCUGUUGAAAAUAUUUCAAUUCAUCAAAAUUCAGAAAUCAUUUCUGAAAGACAAUCUCACAAUUCAAACGAUGAGGACGAGGAAGAAUGUCCAAUUUUGUACACUGCAGUUAAAAUUGAUGACUUUGAAAAAGAAGCAAGCUUGAAAAAUGAUGAUAACUCAGCCAAAAGCAAAGUAAAAACUUUAUCUGUAGAUCUAACUAAAAGUAAAAGCAGAGUAAGGAUAUUAACUGGGGAUGAUGAUUUGUUUGAAAUGUCUGGUGUAGAAGAAAUGUCAGACUCGGAUGAAGACAACAGUAAUUGCUGUAAUGAAAUAUCUGGAAUAAUAGAUAGGAUAGGUUCACCAGUCAAAGAUAAUUCUGACUUACAUGAAAAUGAAUUACAUAAACAAAAAGAAAAUUUAAAGCAAAAAUCCAGCAGUUCUUCAGAUCCAAAUAAAUUUGAAAAGGAUUGUUCUGUUUGCAAUAUACCGGAAGACAAGGGAGAUAAAUUGACGCUUAUUGAUAAAUUGUGUUUAUGUGUGAGGUCAGAACAGGUGAAAAAUAAGGUCAAAAAUUUGAUACAUUUUCCUCAAAGUGAUAAAGAAAAAAACAUGGAAAAGGAAAGUAUAGCGAAAGACAAUCAUUAUAUUUCUGACCAAAGUGUAAAACCAAUUUCAGAUUCUUUGAAAAAUUUAAAAGAUAAAAAUCUAUUAAUUUCAAAAAGUGCAGAUCGUAAAGUUUUAUCUUUGAAAAUUAGCAGAAAUAAAGCAGAAAAUAUUCUUCAUGAUUCAAUGGAACAAGGAAAAAAUGAUAAUGGAAAAGGGAAUUGCUACAAUUCAAAAGACUUGUCAUCCAAUGACCUUGAUGGUAACUCUGAAGCAGUAGCAGAAGUAAAGGUCACCAAAUCAAUGGGGGUAUUGAAAACCCCUUUGGUUGAUGUACCAAGUCGGUCAUUAGAUUCAGUUAGAGAUUCAGGAGGUAUUAUUGAGUUGGAUUCAGUUAAAGACUCAGAAGGUAAUAGUGAGUUAGAUUCAUUUAGAGAUUCAGAAGGUAUCAUUGAGUUAUCGCUUGGAGGAUCUUUAGAGAGUAUUGAAAGUAUUCAAGAAACAUUAGAAGUAGAUGAAGAAACUGAAAUUUUAACAAAGCCAUGUGAUUCAGAAAAUCAUAAUUCAUUGUCAAAGACAAGUCCAUUCUUUAAAAUUGUUGGUGUGACUAGUAUUGAUCUAGAUGAAUAUAACACUGACUCUUCUGACAAUGUUAUUGGGAACACUGAUUCUUCCAACAAUCCUGCUGGAAACACCAGUAACUCAAAGCAUUCCGUAUUUGAAACUGAUACUCCAGAGAAUCCUGUAAGAACUAAGACAAAGGUAGUGGAAUAUGCAAAACCUCCCUCAGAAAAAUCUAAAUCUAGUAAUAAGAUUACAAGUUUAUUUGGUAAAGUGGACAAAAUUACUAAUUUCUUAUCUGGAAGAGUAGAACAGAACUCUAAACAGACAUGCAGCUCAUCUAAACAGACAGAUUCAAUACCUCAGCAUGCUCAAAAUAUGGUCUCAAAGAAAAUUACUGGUGCUCAAUCUAUAGAUCUUGAUAAGUCCAAAUUAAAAGCUACAGAAUCAGACAAUGCAGGUUCUUCUGUAUCUGAUUUUAAAGCUAGUGACAAUAAAAAGAAAGAGAGCAAAAUAUUUAACAAAGAGAAGUGGAAUAAAGACUUUGUAAAAAAAUCUUUUUCUAAAUUAAAAGGGAAAUUAUCUUUAGAAAAAACGAACAUAACUAACUCAGAAAGCAGUGACGGGAAAUUAUCUUUAGGAAAAAAGAACAUUACUGAUUCAGAAAGCAGUGACGAAGGAGAUGAUAUCCAAAUUAUUCAGGAAGAAAACAUGGAUAGGGCUUCAAAGAAUGAAGAAGAAAUUAUUGUUUUGUCCGACUCUGACUAAUGAAAUUGUUGAAAAUCUAUUUUAUAGUUAAUCUUUAUUUAAAAAAUACAUAAUUGGCAAUCAUUAUUUAUGUAUGUGAAUUAUCAGAUAAUUUAGACUGUUCAGGGAAUUUUAAGCAGUAUAUAUUUUUAGAGACCAUAAUAGAUUGUGUCGGGCUUGCAUUGAAAGUCAUUGAAUGUAAGGCAUAGAAUUACUAUCUGAAGCCUUUGUAAACUUUUUGUAAAAAGCUUUAUAUUUCAAAGGGAAGAAGACUUUGAUCAUGUUGAUGCUUCAAACUUAAUUAGUCAUGUUAGUAUACAGAAUCUAAAUAUGUGUUUUUUUUUAUCAUGUGAAUUUCUCACUUUUAAGUAAUAGCUAUCAUGGCUAUAGACUAUCUAUAUUUGGUAUACGGGUUUCUUGUAAUGUCUACAUUUUCACAAGACAGGGUUCACAAUUAAUUAUUUAAUGGAUAAAUGAUCAAGGUCGAAGUUACAUGAUAAGGUCUGUUUUUUAGAUACAAUAAGUUACUGUAGAAGGGCAGCUUUAUGUUUCAUUUGACGUUUACCUCAUUUUCAUGGUUCAUUGGUCAAUUUUAAGACAUAAUGAUAUCUGCAUCAAUCAAUUCCUUCCUCUGUCCUAUAAUCAGGUAAAAGUUUUGGCUUAUAGUAUUCUAAUAUGAAGAUGCUGUCAGUUAUACCAAUCAUAAGUUCUAAACAUAUUUGUGUUCAGUUCAACUGUUACAUAUACAUCUGAAAAAAGCUAUGAUAGUAAUCAUGAUUACUUCAAAAAGAGCAAUGUUUCUAACAUACAAACUAAACAUGAUAGUAAGGUAACAUUGAAAAGGGAAUUUUUCACACAUUUUUUAAAUUCAUAGUCCUUUUAAAUUGGUCAUGUAAUUUGAUAUCAAGUAUUAAACAUGAUAUUUCCUAAAAAAAAACAACAUUUAUCAUGUUUAUCCAAUCAGGAAUUAAACAUAGGAAUCAAAAUUGUUAUGUCAAUAGCCAUUGCAAAUAUUUAACAGAAUACAUGGAAAGACAGUGAAUACUGACAUGAAUCUUUGAUCAUUAUAGAUUAUCCUAUUACAUAUGAGUAGAGUUAAUAACAUUAUACAAUUUUAAACCCAAAAAUCUCAAAUAUUUAUGACUUUUAUGGUUCUCUUCAUCUUUUUUCACAAAUCAUGCCUAAAAUGUGUUGAAAGAAUAUGAAAAAAAAAACAGACUUGCAGUCUACUUUGUAAUGAUUUUCACAUUAAGGAAUGAUUAAACCCUGGUUCGCCUCCCCUCCAGGAUCUUGGUUUCUUCUGCCCCUUGAUCAUUGCAUAUAUUUUGCAUCUAGUACUUGUCAUGUCAUAAAAUUCCACAAAGUAAUGAUUAACUAUUUCUUUGUUAUAUUGUUUGUCUCAUUACAAUGCUAAUUCAUAUUUUUUACCUUGUAAGGAGAUUUUUUUUUUUUAAGUAAAAGGUUUCUAUUGAGUGACAAAAACAAAUGGUGCUUAAAGGGAGUUGUGAGUAAUUAUUCAAAAGAGUAUCAUUCCAAUUGAUUAACAUAUAAAUCUGUAGGGUUGAAAUGGCUCAAAUCAUGAAAUACAUAUAUAUUGUCACAAUGAUUGAAAGUAUCGAGGUUACAGUUUUACAGUGGUUAUCUGAUGUUAUUGACAUUUAAAUUUAUCAUGACUUAAUGUAAUAUAACUGUACAUGUUCUUGCUGUAUUUGUAAAUUGUUGGGUGACUGCAAAAUAGAAACUCUGAUAAACUUUUACAGCUUGUUUACAAAUGGGGAACAUUUGGUAUUUUUGGAUCAGUCUUAAGACAUUGAACACACAUUAUAACCUUGGUAUUGCUUGUUUUAAAGUAAUUUUUCAAUAGUUGGCCAUUUUGCUGCAGUUUUUUAUUCUCUAAUUUAUUGCCAAAGUAUUUUUGAACAAAUGGUUUACAAUUUAAUUGCCAUCUUGAUUAUUUAUAUGUCAAUAAUUGUAAUUAUUUAUGUAUACAUAUGUUCUAUAUUUUAAUUAACAUAUUAUUGUUUCUACCUUAUUGGUGGCCAACAAUGGAGAAAAAAGAAUAAACUAUUAAAUCUGA
Mytilus trossulus (common blue mussel) is the source of this 6728-nucleotide messenger RNA. RefSeq lists its product as uncharacterized. Gene Ontology annotation, cellular component: PML body; nucleus. The record is from RefSeq and is a predicted model, not a curated record. The transcript has 11 exons. Gene Ontology annotation, molecular function: nuclear androgen receptor binding; histone binding; transcription corepressor activity. Lineage: Eukaryota; Metazoa; Mollusca; Bivalvia; Mytilida; Mytilidae. The coding region runs from base 59 to 4672 and encodes 1537 amino acids. Gene Ontology annotation, biological process: negative regulation of DNA-templated transcription; regulation of apoptotic process; nucleosome assembly.